Messenger RNA from Sabethes cyaneus, 1445 nucleotides. It is a transcript of the gene CstF64, whose product is annotated as cleavage stimulation factor subunit 2. The record is from RefSeq and is a predicted model, not a curated record. The transcript has 3 exons. Gene Ontology annotation, molecular function: mRNA binding. Gene Ontology annotation, cellular component: mRNA cleavage and polyadenylation specificity factor complex. NCBI's taxonomy places the organism in Eukaryota, Metazoa, Arthropoda, Insecta, Diptera, Culicidae. Bases 110 to 1333 code for a protein of 407 amino acids. Gene Ontology annotation, biological process: mRNA 3'-end processing.
UCGAAGCAUAUUUUUGUGCCAUUUGGAUUUGCAUUUUGCAUUUGAUUGACGCUAUCAAAAGUGUAAUUUUUCUUUGCUACUUGACCGUAAUCAAUUUAAUAAAGUCAAAAUGAUGGGCGAUAAAAGUGACCAAAGUAUCAUGGAUAAAUCCAUGCGUUCGGUGUUUGUCGGAAACAUUCCCUAUGAAGCAACAGAGGAGAAGUUGAAGGACAUCUUCAGUGAAGUCGGUCCGGUGAUUUCUUUGAAGCUCGUAUUCGAUCGUGAAAGUGGUAAACCAAAAGGAUACGGUUUCUGUGAAUAUAAAGAUCAGGAGACGGCUCUGAGUGCUAUGCGCAAUUUGAAUGGUUACGAAAUAGGUGGUCGCGCUUUGCGCGUAGACAAUGCUUGUACUGAGAAAUCUCGAAUGGAAAUGGCAGCGCUGUUGCAGGGUCCUCAGAUUGAUAAUCCUUACGGAGACCCGUGCGAUCCGUCCCAGGCUCCAGAAAUUAUCACGAAAACGGUAGUUUCUCUACCACCCGAGCAGAUGUACGAGUUGAUGAAACAGAUGAAGACUUGUUUCCAGAAUAAUCCUGUAGAAGCUAGAGAUUUACUUUUGAAAAAUCCCCAACUGGCUUACGCGCUUUUGCAAGCACAAGUUGUUAUGAGAAUUGUCGAUCCAGCAUCGGCAGUGAAUUUUCUUCAUAAACCUAAUCAAUUGCCGCCCAUUUUGACGGGUGAUUCAUCAACCAUUUCUCCAUCGCAACACUCGCCGGCACCUCUUCCCGUUCCAGCCCCGAUGCCAGUUCCUCCGGUUGGAGCACCCGCUUCUUUCAGUGGAAAUGUCGGUCAUGACGUUGAUUUACGGAACGUCGAUCCUAGACUAAGCCGGCAAUUGAAUUUGGACCAGGAUAUGCGUUCUUUGGGCGCGACUGGCGGAGUUCCGCCGCCGAUGGAAAAUAUGAGUGGAAACUUUAAUCAGCGUGGGGGUCCACCCCCACGUCCUAUCGGACCCCAGAUGCCGCCUCAAUCAAAUCCUUUCCCGGUGGAUCCACGCCAACGGCCGGUUGACCCCCGUCAGGGUCCCAAAGACCCACGUCAACAGCCAGGUGGGUCAAUCGGAGUUGGAGGAAGACCUGGACCAUCGGCUCCACCGCCAUCGUCAAGUGCCGCAGCUACUGCAGCAGCAGCUGCCUCUUCCAAUGGUAUUCCAAAUGAUGCUUCCGAUCAGGAGAAGGCCGCACUCAUUAUGCAAGUUUUGCAACUAUCGGACGAGCAAAUCGCUAUGUUACCACCGGAACAGCGCACCAGUAUUCUCGUGUUGAAGGAGCAAAUAGCCAAGAGUACGCAGAGAUAAAUGCCAGGCCGAGUUACGUGAUGAACAUUAACAACUGCAGUUCACGGCAAAACGAUGUGCUUCUAUCAAGAAUAUCAAAACAAAUAAACUUGCAUGGCAGGUAAGCUUGCAU